UAUGCUACACUCUUCAGCCUUUGUGGGUAUAUUUUACUCUAGCUCCGUUUUUCUGUGGUCAUAUUAAAGUUAAUAUACAGGAAUACCAGCCAGAAACUAUGUGGGACCUUAUAGACAAACUUAAAGUCAACUUGAUAUAUUUACCAUAUUCACAAGCAAUGGAUUCACUACCGCAUUUAACGCAUUCAUUACCACAUUUAAAGUGUCUAGGAAUAAUUUCUGGACAAAUUGCAGCUAUAUAUUAUAAAGAAUAUAAAGACAAACUUCCUAAUACACAUAUUGUUUAUGGAUAUGGAAUGACAGAGAUUGGAUUCGCCACAGUUCAAUAUGGAGACUGCGCGGUUGAAUCAUCAGGCAAACCAGUACCUAAAGAUGUCAUUUUCAAAAUUGUUGAUCCUGAUACGGAAACUGCUUUAGACUUAAACACAGUCGGAGAAAUUCGUAUAAAAAACAAAACAGCUAUGUGUGGAUAUUAUAAAAACACCACAAUAGAUGUCUGGGAUAACCAAGGUUUUCUCAAAACAGGAGAUCUUGGAUACUUUAAUGAAAAGUAUGAACUCUUUAUUGUGGAUCGGAUCAAAGAAAUGUUUCGAUUCAAUGGUAGGCAUACAAUUCCUGCAAGAAUCGAGAGGAUCCUACGAGAACAUCAUGCUGUACUUCACGCUACAAUCAUUGGAAUACCAAUAAAUGACAAUGAUCAUCAUGCAAUGGGAAUUGUGGUACUUAGGGAUGGUUAUUCAGUAUCUGCUGAUGAACUAAUCAAUUUGGUCAAUGAUAGAAUGGAUGUUAUGCAUCAGAUUCGCGCGGGGAUUCAAUUUCUCGCUGAUAAUGAGAUUCCUUACACUGUCACCGGGAAGAUUGAUAGACGUAAAUUGAAGCAGAUGUAUUCAAAUUGAUUAUGUUGAUCUUUUUAAUACUUGAUACAAUAUAUGAACUGAAAUAUUUGAUAGAGAA
Molecule: messenger RNA, 954 nt
Organism: Dalotia coriaria
Lineage: Eukaryota; Metazoa; Arthropoda; Insecta; Coleoptera; Staphylinidae
Product: luciferin 4-monooxygenase-like
Exons: 3
Coding region: 99-896 (265 amino acids)
Biological process (GO): long-chain fatty acid metabolic process; fatty-acyl-CoA biosynthetic process
Molecular function (GO): long-chain fatty acid-CoA ligase activity
Source: RefSeq, a predicted model, not a curated record